Messenger RNA from Ananas comosus (pineapple), 3384 nucleotides. Its product is annotated as probable LRR receptor-like serine/threonine-protein kinase At1g34110. The annotation marks the transcript as partial. The transcript has 3 exons. Gene Ontology annotation, molecular function: protein kinase activity; ATP binding; protein binding. The record is from RefSeq and is a predicted model, not a curated record. Gene Ontology annotation, biological process: protein phosphorylation. NCBI's taxonomy places the organism in Eukaryota, Viridiplantae, Streptophyta, Magnoliopsida, Poales, Bromeliaceae.
AUCCUCACCACCCCCACCAUUUCCCUCUCCCUCGAAGGCGAAGCCCUCCUCUCCCUCCUCCCCACCGCUCCCUCCCCUCUCCUCCCCUCGUGGAACCCCAGGGACCCAACCCCGUGCUCAUGGCGCGGCGUCACGUGCUCCCCCGGUGGACUCGUCACCUCCCUCUCCCUCCCCGGCACCUUCCUCAACCUCUCCUCCCUCCCCACCGGGCUCCUCCCCCACCUCUCCUCGCUCCAGGUCCUCAACCUCUCCUCCGCCAACAUCUCCGGGCCCAUCCUCUCCUCCCUCUCCUCCCUCUCCUCCCUCCGCGUCCUCGACCUCUCCUCCAACUCCCUCUCCGGCCCCAUCCCCGGCUCCCUCUCCGAGCUCACCUCGCUCCGGAUCCUCUGUCUCCAAGACAACUCCCUCUCCGGCCCCAUCCCCGGCUCCCUCUCCGAGCUCACCUCGCUCCGGAUCCUCUGUCUCCAAGACAACAUCUUGAACGGUUCCAUCCCUCCCCAGCUGGGCUCCCUCCUCUCCCUCCGACAAUUCCGGGUCGGGGGCAACCGCGACCUCUCCGGCCCCAUCCCCGCCCAGCUCGGCGCCCUCGCCAACCUCACCGUCUUCGGCGCCGCCGCCACCGCCCUCUCCGGCCCCAUCCCUCCCCAACUCGGCAACCUGGUGAGCCUACAAACCCUAGCUCUGUACGACACCAACAUCUCCGGCCCCGUCCCGCCCGAAUUGGGCUCCUGCUCGGAGCUGCAGAAUCUGUACCUCCACAUGAACCGGAUCGCCGGCCCCAUCCCCCGCCAACUGGGCCGGCUCCGGAAGCUCACGAGUCUGCUCCUUUGGGGCAACUCGAUCUCCGGCCCGAUCCCUUCCGAUCUCUCGAAUUGCUCGUCUUUGGCGAUCCUCGAUCUCUCUGCUAAUAGGAUAUCAGGGGAGAUCCCCGCCGAGCUCGGAAAGUUUGAAUUUUUAGAACAGCUCCAUCUUUCUGAUAAUCUGCUAUCCGGUCCGAUUCCGAAGGAGUUGGGCAAUUGCAGCAGCCUUAUUGCUCUGCAAUUGGAUAAGAACUCGCUCUCCGGUUCGAUUCCGUCGCAACUUGGGGGCUUGCAGUCCCUUCAGAUUUUCUUUUUGUGGGGCAAUUUGCUGUCGGGAUCGAUUCCUAGUUCUCUGGGCAAUUGCGGUGAGCUCUGCUCUCUUGAUUUAUCCAAGAAUAAGCUCAGCGGGCCGAUUCCUGAAGAGUUAUUCGGCUUGAAUAAGCUCAGCAAGCUGCUUCUUUUGGGGAAUUCUUUGAGCGGGGAGCUUCCCGUAAGCGUAGGAAAUUGCCCGUCUUUAGUGAGACUAAGGCUCGGAGAGAAUCGGCUCUCCGGUCAGAUUCCGAAAGAGAUAGGUAAGCUUCAAAACCUCGUCUUUUUGGACCUUUAUUCGAACCGUUUUUCCGGAAAAUUGCCCGAAGAAAUUGCCGACAUUGCGGUUUUGGAGCUUUUGGAUGUGCAUGAUAACGAGCUCACAGGAGAAAUUCCCCCUCGAUUGGGAGAGCUUAAGAACUUAGAACAGCUUGAUCUUAGCCAGAACCGUUUUACCGGAGAAAUCCCUUCAAGUUUCAGCAAUUUUAGCUACUUGAAUAAGCUCAUCUUAAACAACAAUUUGCUUGCUGGUUCAUUGCCCAGAUCUAUUAAGAACUUGCAGAGAUUGGCCUUGCUUGAUUUAAGUUCAAACAGCCUAUCCGGUCCGAUACCUAGAGAGAUUGGCUCGUUGACGAGCUUAAGUAUAAGCUUAAAUUUGAGCUCAAAUAAGUUUUUCGGAGAAUUACCUGAGGAAUUUUCUAGUCUAACGCAAUUACAGUCAUUAGAUAUUUCGAGCAAUUCACUAUCUGGAGGGAUUGAGGUAUUGAGCAUGCUCACAAGUUUGACAUUUCUUAACAUCUCAUAUAACAACUUCUCCGGUCCGAUUCCUCUCACUCCGUUCUUUCGAACAAUUUCCCCCAGUUCGUACAUUCAUAAUCCAAUUCUCUGUGAAUCCUUCAAUGGGUACACCUGUUCUUCAAACCUUGUGCGCAAAACCGCUUUCAAGUCAUUGAAAGUUGCGACACUCAUUGGCGCAACUUUGGGCUUCGUCGUGUUACUGUUCGUUUCAAUCUGGAUUUUAAUUACUAGAAGCACAAAGCUAGUGGGGGCGAAACCAAUAAAUUCAUCGUGCGAUGGCAAAGAUGAUUUCUCUUAUCCUUGGACCUUCAUUCCUUUCCAGAAACUAAACUUUACCAUUAAUAACAUACUGGAGUGCUUAAGAGAGGAGAAUGUGAUUGGAAAAGGAUACUCUGGGAUAGUCUACAAAGCCGACAUGCCCAAUGGGGAAAUUAUUGCAGUGAAAAAGCUCUGGAAAUUGAACAAGGAAGAUGAGUUGCUAGAUUUAUUCGCUGCAGAGAUUCAGAUCCUCGGUCGGAUCAGGCACCGGAACAUUGUGAAACUUGUUGGGUACUGUUCGAAUAAGUCGAUUAAGCUUCUCCUCUAUAACUAUGUCCCCAACGGAAAUUUGCAGCAGCUUUUGAAGGAAAAUAGGAACUUGGAUUGGGAAACGAGGUACAAAAUUGCUGUCGGAUCCGCACAAGGUUUAGCUUAUCUCCACCAUGAUUGUGUUCCUCCUAUUCUUCACAGAGAUGUUAAGUGCAAUAAUAUACUGUUGGAUGAUAAAUAUGAAGCUUAUUUAGCUGAUUUUGGGCUGGCAAAGCUGAUGAACUCGCCGAAUUUUCAUCACACCAUGUCUAGAAUAGCUGGUUCCUAUGGGUACAUAGCACCAGAAUAUGCAUACGCCAUCAAUAUAACAGCGAAGAGCGACGUGUACAGCUACGGAGUGGUCCUCCUCGAGAUUCUGACCGGGCGGAGUGCUGUUGAGCCCAUGGUGGGCGACGGCCUCCACAUAGUUGAGUGGGUGAGGAAGAAGAUGGCCGGAUGCGACCCUGCGACUGACGUCCUGGAUUCAAAGCUGAGGAGCAUGCCUGAUCAGACAGUGCAGGAGUUGCUGCAGACACUGGGGAUCGCCAUGUUCUGCGUCAACUCAUCGCCGUCCGAUCGGCCCACCAUGAAGGAGGUGGUGGCAUUGCUGAUGGAGGUGAAGUGCCUGCCAACCGAAGAAUCGGGGAAGAGUUCACAGCGUCCUCUCAUCGAUGAGGCCACAAAUGAUGGUUAAUGUAGUUAUGUUCCUUUUUCUUUGCAUCUCUCUCCGUAAUUAUUCAUCUUUAGAAGGUUUUAUUUGUGGUUUUAGAGAGAGAAGGUUGCAUAAGGCGAGGUUUAUGAGAGAGAACCACUUUGAUGUUGUGAGGGAACGUUGUCCAGUUUCAUCACGUUGCAGUUAAUUAGGGCCCUCAAUGGAAAUUUUCAAGACCUCGUUUUGCUAAUACUUCAA